UACAGCACGGUUCUCAGGUGAUGCAGUCGAACAGGUCGCACUGAUCGAGAAGCGCCAGUCCUUUCCCGUCCAUCGUCGUAGUCGCACCGUCACUCGCGUACGUACGAGAGAGACAGACAGAUAGAAAGAGGAGAGGCACCUCGUGUACACAAUCACGAUCACGAGGCAGCGACGUGGGAGGAAAAGAGGUAGAGGAAAAAGAAUCACGAGGAUACAACGGGGAAAUAACAGGCGCCCGGGAUAGGAGGGAGGGAGAGAAAAAUAGACAGAGGCAAGACGAGGAGCUGUGCGAGGAUCACAUUCGAUAUCGCAUUCGGGUGCAGUCGGUGGCAGAAACGAAACGAUUGUUGAGACACAUCAGGGACAGUCGACGUCCAGGACAGAACGGGUUCGAUUGUCUACUCAACAACAAUUGGAUCUCGCGAAAAAUAGCCACGGUUACGGCAGUGAACGAGACUUUUUCCUUUCAAGAAGACUUUCCGGGACGAGACAACGGCACCAGUGUGUGAUUGGAAAUUUGAACGAUAAGGACGAAUAAAUUGUUUCAUGAGCAACAUUAUAUGCAGUGUGUAAUGCGUGUCUACAGACUCGGGUGGUCGUCUCAGGGACUGCUGUUGUCGUUGAUUUAGUGAUUCCGCGGAGAACCGGCUAGCUCGCGCUGCUGCGAACACCGAUCAUCAAUUAAGGUGUAUAUUACAGCCGCGAGAGGAAUUGACAGUUCGGCCUGAGUCCGCUCCAUCUGCUAUCUGGACUAAUCCUAAGAGUGCACGCACAAGAAUCAGCGUCUGACCCGUUGGAUGGCGAUCGAGGAAAAUAAUCGCGACGCGCGAUUACCGCAGGAGCAGGACGGUAACAACAACCGGCCUUCCACUUCGUCGGAGGAGCCUGUGCGUGUAGGAGUGAUGAACCAACAGUGCAAGGUCUGCGGUGAGCCGGCGGCGGGCUACCACUUCGGGGCGUUCACGUGCGAGGGUUGCAAGUCAUUCUUUGGCCGCACGUACAACAACGCCAGUAAUAUCGCGGAAUGCAAGAACGGCAACAGUUGCGUGAUCAACAAGAAGAACCGCACGACCUGCAAGUCCUGCCGUCUGCAGAAAUGCAUUCUCGUCGGUAUGUCCAAAUCGAGCUCGCGCUACGGUCGUCGCUCGAAUUGGUUCAAGAUUCAUUGCCUCUUGACGGAGCAGGGCGGUCAGAACCUGGCUUUAGCGGCGAGCGCUGCCGCGCCGUACCCGCCGAACUAUCUGGUGAAUAUGCUCAAGCACAACGAGAACAACGCGCAUAAUAACGACAGAGCAGACCUGCCAUCACCUAACCAGGGUGACCUGGCCUACCAAGUGCAAGCGCAGCUCGCGUCCCUGCAGGUCGCAAUAUUGAAUCGAGAGCAGAGAGGUCGACAAUCGCCCCGUUCCGACGAGGAGGGACAUCCGGAGGAGCAGGCUCCAAGCGGCUCGCGUAGCUGGCAAGAGAACAGCUCGCACCCAGAGUCAGCCGAGGGCGCUGAGAAGGCCGCAGCUUCUUCCACAAACAUCGGUCUGUCGGAGGAGAACGCUUCCUCGCAGAGCACCAUGCGUACAGCGAUGUCCUUGGCGUUGGCCUCUAUGAGGCGUACGCCGAAUGACAUGACAGCGAGAAUGAUGAUGACAACGAGAACAGACAUAUCCGAGGAGGAAUACGCUCAUCUGUUCGCAGGCUUGGAAUUGUUUAGAAACCGUGCGAACAUUACAGGGAGAAAUGACUCUGUCAGCGAGUCCAGCUCCGCGGGCGACAACUCCAUGGAUGGCGAGCGCACGCGCGACGGUGAGUUCAGAAGCAGCCCCAACCGGCUCAACUGUGCCAACUCGCCAUCGUUGUCAGAGCAAGGUUCGCCCAGGAGCACGGUUAACGCCGCGUUAACGCUUCGACCGCUCUAUCAACAUGGUUAUGGUCAAUACAAUAUGAACACAAUGUACCCGCCGCGAGAUCUCGUCACUCCGAGCACCGCGCACCCAAUGGCCGGCUGCGAUCGUCUCCAGAUUAGUCCCAAUCCAGGUCGUGUCGCCGACGAACAGAACGAGCCGAUAGACUUAAGCGUACGGCCGGACAGGAGCUCCAAUAAACCGACGAAGGACGAUCAAACGACGAAAGAGGAUCAGAGAGCGUGCACGCCGCUCGACCUGACGGUGAAUUUGAAGAGGCCGAAGUCGACUCUGGACAGGGUUGAGAUUGUUGAGAGGACCACGGCCCACGGCCCAGAAUGGAUCAAGGUCUUGCCAUCUCAGACAAGUCCGUAAACUUUGGGAGGCACGCACUGAAUCGAUGUACGAUGACAAAUCGUUGACGAAGCGAAAAGAAUCCAGUAACACAGCGAGGCAAACGAGUAUUCUUCGAGAUGUUUUAAUGAUUGGCAUCAUGGUCAAGCAGAGCGUCUCUUUGAUACAUACACAUAGCUCUGAGAAGUGGGAUUUGUUUUGGAGAAGAUGGGAGAAAAUCUUCUUCAAUCCAAACCUCCUUCAAUCUGUCUCAACCGGACAGAUUUGAGGAGCUCCUCUCGGAUGCGCUGAGGAUCCAGCACUCUGAGUGCUUUGUGGCACGCUGUACGAGAAAUUCUCACAGUGACAGACUGUGCGAGAGAAGGGAGAAAAGGAAAAAGAGAAGUCAAGGUGAUAGAACUAUCCUUGUAAUAUACUCGUGUUAAUUUUCAUAAAUUGUCGUAAUGUAAGUACAAUGUGCGCGGUAAGAAAAGAUAGAGACGGCGAGAAUAUUGUGCGAAUGUGUUCACUUUGUUUGUAGGCGCGAAUGAAUCGAGCGCGCAUCCGGAACGUAUUUAAUUUAUUGGAGAAUUCAUUCUUCACAAGCAUCCGUUGUUCAUUGUAAUCGUAAUCAUCGUAACGAAUUUCGCGCAGCUGCACAUUAGUCGGUGCGCUCGUCGGUUUGAACACUUCUUAUCUCGAUGCAAUUUGGAAGUGGCAGCCAACGGAAGCCCAAGAAAGAAUUGGUUUCUUGGAAACAUUUCGGGAACAAGUCCAAUCGUUGGACUAUCGGCUGCAAGUCUCAUACGUCGAGAAAGAAAUGUUCAAGCCGUUUUGAAGCCAAGCGCACUUGUACUUAAGCGACUUGUUUAAAUAUAUUAGUCGUGUAUAGUAAGCUAGAUUCGCGAAUAUACCGGCCAGUAGCGAGAAGUGCCUUAAUCUAAUAUAUUUAUAUAGUUAUAGAUAUAUUGUCGCGCCGGCGACACAUAUAUACACAAACACACACACGUACACAUACACAUACACACACUCGACACUCAAUAAAAGCAAAAAUGUACAUCACAUAUAAAUUCUCAGUGUUCUCAUCUCGAAGCCGAUACGUUAUAAUUCCAAUUCCUAAAAAAAAAAGAUUAUAAAAAAGAAUAAUAUUUUCGUACAGCAUCAGCGACCGCGCGCCGAUGCAAUCGGAGAACGCCGAGUGAUACAUCUCGUGAGCUUACGUCAUGCGUAAUGAUAAACCGAUCGAUGGUGACGUAAGGAUGUUUUAUGUGUGUCUAUACACAUAUAUACAUGUAUAUUAGGUGAUUAUUGAAAGACACUCUUCUACGUCUCGGUGCACGAGUCUUUGGUCAUCGCAAAGUUGCAAAAACAUUUUAAUUCUUAUUUCAUUCGUGGUAAGCGAGAAUCAGAGGCAAGUGAUCACUCGACACGUGUCGUAAAUAUCAGUGGAUAUUAAACGGUUUCGUGCCCCUCGCAACCGUCGCGAUUCUCGUUGUGCAAUUUCUUGAACUGUUGCACAUCUUAGGUACGCUACAUAUUGCGGCUUUACGAUUAAUAGUUUCGAUUCUUAUUAUCUACGAAAUAUUAGUUAUAAGGGCGAAGUGAAAACGUGAUGUUUCGUCGAAAAGUGUCCAAGAUAAGGCGUCGUUGGAUUUUAAGAAGCAAAACAUUAUUAGGGAACAGCAUCAGUAUUGUUUAUGGUAAACCAAAAACUUAUAAAUAAACGAGACGAUUGUUACAAGAUGAAA
This is a messenger RNA of Odontomachus brunneus, 3976 nucleotides long. RefSeq lists its product as uncharacterized. Gene Ontology annotation, molecular function: sequence-specific DNA binding; zinc ion binding; DNA-binding transcription factor activity. The transcript is spliced from 4 exons. Lineage: Eukaryota; Metazoa; Arthropoda; Insecta; Hymenoptera; Formicidae. Gene Ontology annotation, biological process: regulation of DNA-templated transcription. Bases 798 to 2270 code for a protein of 490 amino acids. The record is from RefSeq and is a predicted model, not a curated record.